Ziziphus jujuba (common jujube) is the source of this 621-nucleotide messenger RNA. RefSeq lists its product as uncharacterized. NCBI's taxonomy places the organism in Eukaryota, Viridiplantae, Streptophyta, Magnoliopsida, Rosales, Rhamnaceae. Gene Ontology annotation, molecular function: DNA-directed DNA polymerase activity. The record is from RefSeq and is a predicted model, not a curated record. Gene Ontology annotation, cellular component: delta DNA polymerase complex. Gene Ontology annotation, biological process: DNA synthesis involved in DNA repair; DNA-templated DNA replication. Bases 85 to 456 code for a protein of 123 amino acids. The transcript is spliced from 2 exons.
GAAGAAGAGAAGCUUCCCCCAAAAGAGUUCAAAAUUCAAAUUACAAAAAUUCGAAAGCAGAGAGAGAGAGAGAGAGAGAGAGAGAUGGCGACGAAAGGGAGCAUGAAGGGUUUCUACAGGCAGAAGAAGAAGAGUGGAAUAGCAAAGGCUUCUUCCAAGAAAUCAUCGGCCCCAAAAUCAAAACCCCACGCUUCUUUCACUCUGGGCUCCGAUGUUGCCCAGCCUCCUGCUCUCUUUUCCCAUGGCUCUCCUGACCUUCAAGAUGAUUAUGAUGAGAAAGAGGAGCUUCUGAGGCAAUUCGACCUGAACAUGGCGUAUGGACCCUGCGCUGGGAUGACAAGACUGGCUCGGUGGGAGCGUGCAUCUAAAUUAGGCAUGAACCCUCCUCAAGAAAUUGGGGCUCUUUUGAAAGCUAGCAAUGUUCGCUCACAGUCCUUGUGGGAUGAUCGCAUUUAGAUAUAUUGUAUUGCUUUUCUUACUUUUUUUUGUUAUGUUGCUUGGCUUUUUAUGUACGACUAAUGACUGAAAAUAGUGUGUUUCAGCUACGACUAAUGACUGAAAAUAGUGUGUUUCAGCCUCUGAAACAUUUAUGUUUUUAAUGCACAAAUCAGAUUCAGGCCA